CGGAGAAGUUCGGUUUCCGUCCAGUACGCGAUCACAAGUCGUUGCGACGAGAUGGCAUCUGCGGCGCUGUUGGUCCUCCUGCUCGGGUGCUUCAGUUCGGUCACACUUGGUGCCAACAUUCUCUACGUGAACACCGUUGCAUCGCCUAGCCAUUUCGGAUGGAACCGUGCGCUAAUGUACGAGCUGGCCUCGCGGGGCCACAAUCUGACCGUGUUCGGCGUGGACAGUGAACCGAACCCACCACCGAACGUUACCUUCAUCGUGAUGGAAGAUGUGUACAAGACGCUGUACAGCGAUCCGAACAUGCACACCGAUUUCCUCGAGAUGAGCAAAAUAAGCCCGUUCAGUAUGACGCUGCUGUUUAACGAGUUCGUGGUAGGCGUCUGCGAGAUUGUGCUCAAGACGGAGGGCGCCAAACGCCUGCAGAGCUAUCCGCCCGACUUUGGGUUCGAUCUGAUCAUACACGACUACCUGUCCGGGCCGUGUCUGGCAGCGCUGGCGCACCAUCGCUUCGGCAAGCCACCGGUCGUGGCCGUCACUGCGUACCACGGUCUCUCUACCACGCUCUCCAUCACCGGUGCGUACCAGUACUCGGCCCUUGUACCGAACCACGCGUACGAUGCUACCGAGGACAUGAGCUACACGCAACGGUUCAUCAAUCUGCUGGUCAACCUGGAGGAGGAGCUGCUGCAACGCUACUCCAUGAUACCGGGCUCGAACCGUUUGCUGCGCACGAUCGAUCCCACCCUGCCCGACGUGGCGGAGUUCAACGCCAACACGAAGCUGGUCCUGCUGAACGCCAACCCAAUCAUCCAGUACACCGAACCGUUCAUGCCGAACGUGAUCCCGGUCGGUGGGCUGCAGAUCAUCAAGCCGAAACCGCUGCCGGCCGAUCUGGCCCAGCUGCUCGAACGGGCCGGCCCGGCCGGUGUGAUACUGUUUUCGCUCGGCACCAACGUGCGCAGCGAUUCGUUGGGCGAGGCGCGCAUUCUGGCCAUCAUCGGCGCAAUGGAAGCGCUGCCCGAGUAUACGUUCCUGUGGAAGUUUGAAACGGAAACGCUACCACGCAAGCUGCCCGCAAACGUGCACGUGCGCAAGUGGCUGCCGCAAAACGAUCUGCUCGCGCAACCCGCCGUGCGGCUGUUCAUUACGCACAGCGGGCUGCUCAGUACGCAGGAAGCGAUCUGGCACGGUGUGCCGGUGAUUGGCUUUCCCGUGUUUGCCGAUCAGUUCAAAAACAUCAACUACUGCAUGGCACGGGGCGUCGGCCGGCGGCUUAGCAUUGAGCACCUGAACCAGCAGGAGCUGAUCGACACGAUCCGGGAGGUUAUGACCAACGAAAGCUACCGUACGAACAUGAAGCGCAUGUCAUCGCUGUUCCGCGAUCAGCCCGAACAUCCGCUCGAUCGGGCCGUCUGGUGGAUCGAAUGGGUGCUGCGCCACCCGGACUCAACGGAGCUGCUGACACACGGUUCGCGGCUCAACUGGUUCGUGAAGUACUCGUACGACGUGCUGAUUCCACUGUUCGCCGCCAUUGCGCUCGUUUGCCACGGCCUGUUCUUCCUCGUGCGCCGUCUGCUUUGUCGCCGAACUGUGCGCAAAGCGUCUGGAAAGCAGAAACGAUCGUAGAAUUGUAUUAGAAUCGUUCCAAUAAAGUGUAACGGGUGGUGGUUGCUUUCUUCUCACCUCCUUUACUGGCACCUUA
Molecule: messenger RNA, 1705 nt
Organism: Anopheles merus
Lineage: Eukaryota; Metazoa; Arthropoda; Insecta; Diptera; Culicidae
Product: UDP-glucosyltransferase 2-like
Exons: 3
Coding region: 52-1629 (525 amino acids)
Molecular function (GO): UDP-glycosyltransferase activity
Source: RefSeq, a predicted model, not a curated record